Molecule: messenger RNA, 933 nt
Organism: Lathyrus sativus (Indian pea)
Lineage: Eukaryota; Viridiplantae; Streptophyta; Magnoliopsida; Fabales; Fabaceae
Source: the annotation of a GenBank genome assembly
AUGAGGUGUAAGAAACAUAUCACAGACUUCACCAGCACCGUCGGCGUCUGCUCCACCUGUCUAAGGGAACGCCUCGUACUCUUAAUUGCAGCCCAAGCCCAAACCCAAGCCCAAUUAACCAGAGUCACCUCACGAGCUUCCGAUGAAUCUUCUAGAAACUCCGAAACCAAUCCUCCACCACCGCUAAUAUUUCCGCGCUCGGUUUCGCCUUAUGUCUCUCGCCGGAAAUCAGAUUACACGCCAGCAUGGAACGGUCAUGACCGCCGUGAGAGGCUGUUUUACAGCACACCACAGCUUGCUCCGACCUUUUAUGGAGGUUGCACUGUGAAUUCCAACGCUAGGUCGUUGAAGAAGCGGUUGAGCAAGUUUUGGAUUUUCUCGAAUCUGUUUAAAUCCAGAUCGGAGAAAUUCCAAUCUGAUCCAUCGUGUGAAGAACCUUCUUCAUCAGAAUCGCCGUCGUGGUUCUCUUCGAUUUUACCUCCUCGUCGGAAGAAUAAGAACCGGACUGCUAAUACGACGGAGGAAUUUCCCGUCGGAGCAAGGAGGCGAUACCGUCAAUCGGAUCGUGGAAUGUCACCAGUGAGAACAGAGGAAUUCACUGAUGAAUGCGAUCAGUGUCCGUCUGGUAGUGGUUACUCGUCGGAGUCUUCUCCGUGGUGGAAGAAAACGCCAUCAGCAAAUGUUCCUUCGUCACGGCGUUCACGCCUUGGGCAUGGGAAGAGCGCGUCAGGUUCGGGUAUUUUUUGCAUGAGUCCUCUAGUUCGGGCCAGUCCGAACCGGAGGUGGAACAACAAGGGAUUACCGCCGGAGAUGGCUGCGGCAGCGGACGUUAGGACUACGGCGGUGAAGCCACACCUCUCCGCAGCGGCGUCGUUUUGUGCGAAUCGUUCCAGAAAACUUGCAGAUUUUGGAAGAGUCAGCCAUAACCGUUGA